Messenger RNA from Penicillium griseofulvum, 1557 nucleotides. Its product is annotated as ATP-grasp fold, subdomain 2. The transcript has a single exon. Gene Ontology annotation, biological process: peptidoglycan biosynthetic process. The record is from RefSeq and is a predicted model, not a curated record. Gene Ontology annotation, molecular function: ATP binding; D-alanine-D-alanine ligase activity; metal ion binding. NCBI's taxonomy places the organism in Eukaryota, Fungi, Ascomycota, Eurotiomycetes, Eurotiales, Aspergillaceae. The coding region runs from base 1 to 1557 and encodes 518 amino acids.
AUGAGGAUCUGUUGUCUCCAUUCUUCUGACGAGGGCAUCGAGGCUGGCACCGAGGAUCCUGAAGAUGUCUGGCCCGAUCCCGGUCUGUUUACCGACCAACACUCGUUUGAAAACAAAUAUCUCGUCAAGGCCACGGCAAAGACCCAGAUUGACGAGCUGAUUGCAGAAGGAUACGACUUUUAUCUAAAUUUCCUCUGGGGUACCAAUGAUGAUGCUAUCGCCGGAGUUGAAGCGGUCAAAUACUUUGAAUCUUUUGGCCUUCCGUCGGCUGGUGUGCGGAGCGAGGAGCGACAACGCUCCAAGUUUGACUUCUUCGCUCAAGCUAAACGACUGGGCUCACUGCCUAUUCCAGGGACUACCAAGUUCCCGUUAUUUGUAAAACCGGCAUUUGACUAUGCGAGCAAGCUCAUUGAUGAGCAUUCUCUUUGCCAUAAUGAAGCAGAACUAGACGCUACUCUCAACCGCUUGAAUGAGAAGAUGCGUGGUGUACGGCUUCAUCGGGCACAUGCUCUAAAAGAAGAUCCGGAGCAAUAUGUCAAUGCCUGCGAAGUGGCGGGGCGACAUAGCACCGAUCUUGUCAUCCAGGAAUUCAUUGAUGGGGAGGACUAUUCGGUCGUUGUACUUGCUAUGGGUCAUGUCCCUGUUCCCCUCACUCCCUUGGUUGCCCAACACACGAAACAGCUUCCGGGAAAAGAACAGUAUUUGACAUACGAUAUCAAAUACGACACAGGGUCGGGGUAUGAACUGCUAUUGGAAGAGCAAAAUCCUGGAUUAUAUCGCGAGCUUCAAAGAGUCGCCGUCGAAGCCUUCAAAGAGACCCAAUCACAUACAAGCAACAUGGGGUGUGAGGUCGAUUUUCGCGUAAGAGGUGACGACCAAAAACCAUUCAUCAUCGAGGUGGAUCCAUUACCUAUUUGGUCUUUCCCACCAGGGUCGAGAUAUGAGGAUCUAGAUGUUCAGUAUGAUUUUCCUGGUGGCCACAGGGCCGCGCUCAACAUCUUCAUCACUAACUACUUCCUGAAACAUACCGGCAACCGUCUGAGUAGUUCGAGUCAAUCGUUUGAGGAUGAUGAUAUCUCAAAAUUGGAGAACUUUGAUCAUAUUUUUCCACAAGUCUCCCAUGGUGGCACGGUGCUAGAUCUCGCAUGUGGGAACGGUUCAAUUGGCCGUGCCCUCGUAUCCGCAGCGUCACGAGCAUCAUGGAUUACGGGUGUGGGCAGCUCGGAGAAGGGAUUGCAACUGUGCCGACAAGGUGGAUGGUACAACGAACUUAUUCUUGAAGGAAUAGUGCAACUUCUCGCUCGCUACCAUCAAAAAGUGGAUCACAUAUUCUGCCUCUCUAGUAUCGAUAUAUUGUCUGUGGAAGAACUGGACUUUGUCCUCGCAAGAUGUUUCCAGCUCGCGAAUUGCUCGAUCACGUUGAGAACUCGCCAGGUAGACAAGGCGGCCGGUAUCAAGUCAUUUAGGGAGCCACGCGGUUGGCAUCUAACCUAUAACCAGUCAACUACCACUGGGACCGAGAUGGACUUGACGGCCUUCCGAUUCGAACGACCAUAG